Messenger RNA from Sardina pilchardus (European sardine), 2679 nucleotides. It is a transcript of the gene ggps1, whose product is annotated as geranylgeranyl diphosphate synthase 1. The record is from RefSeq and is a predicted model, not a curated record. The coding region runs from base 351 to 1325 and encodes 324 amino acids. The transcript is spliced from 4 exons. Gene Ontology annotation, biological process: isoprenoid biosynthetic process. Gene Ontology annotation, molecular function: prenyltransferase activity. Lineage: Eukaryota; Metazoa; Chordata; Actinopteri; Clupeiformes; Clupeidae.
AGAGGCCAUGGCGUAUUUAACUUGCUGUGUAUGCGGAUGAGGAGGAUGGUACGAGGUCUGGCCGUGAGGCAGAGCGCAUCGAAUACGUCCGCGCUCCUUUUCUUUCUUUCAGCGAACAAUCAGUUUUCGAAAGCCGGUCAGAUCACUGUAAUACUUACUAACCUAUUGUUUUGAUCAGUAUUUAGUAUAUAUCUAUGACAUUAUUGGAUGAGUCCAGUAAUGAGGCGAAAGCUAACGUGCUAAUGUUAGCAAGGAAAUCAAGAAAAAACGUCGGAAAGCGGAAGUGCUGAAGUACCCGGAUUUCAAUUUGCCUGACAGAAGGUUUAUUGAUUCACUGGAAAGUACAAGGGAUGGAAGGGGACAAGGGAGAUGCUUCGGAGCGGAUUCUUCUAGAGCCCUACAAGUACUUGCUUCAGCUGCCAGGAAAACAGGUGCGAACCAAGUUGUCCCAAGCUUUUAACCACUGGCUCAAUGUACCAGAGGAUAAACUACAGGUGAUCAUUGAGGUGACGGAGAUGCUGCACAACGCCAGCCUGCUGAUCGACGACAUCGAGGACAGCUCCAAGCUGCGGCGCGGCUUCCCCGUGGCCCACAGCAUCUACGGCGUCCCGUCGGUCAUCAACUCGGCCAACUACGUCUACUUCCUGGGCCUGGAGAAGGUCCUGACGCUGGAGCACCCGGAGGCCGUGCGCGUCUUCACCCGCCAGCUGCUGGAGCUGCACCGGGGCCAGGGGCUGGACAUCCACUGGCGCGACACCUACACCUGCCCGACGGAGGCCGAGUACCGCGGCAUGGUGCUCCAGAAGACGGGCGGCCUCUUCGGCCUGGCCGUGGGCCUCAUGCAGCUCUUCUCCGAGUGGCGGCACGACCUCAAGCCCCUGCUGGACGCGCUGGGGCUCUACUUCCAGAUCCGCGACGACUACGCCAACCUGGCGUCGGCCGAGUACAGCGAGAACAAGAGCUUCUGCGAGGACCUGACCGAGGGCAAGUUCUCCUUCCCCACCAUCCACGCCAUCUGGACGUGCCCCGAGAGCCGGCAGGUGCAGAACAUCCUGCGCCAGCGCACGGAGAACGUGGACAUCAAGCGCUACUGCGUGGACCACCUGGAGAAGGUGGGCUCCUUCGCCUACACCCGCCAGACCCUGCGCGACCUGGAGGCCGAGGCCUACCGCCUCAUACGCGACCUGGGGGGCAACCCCGAGCUGGAGGCCCUGGUGGUGCACCUCAGUCGCCUCUACAAGGAGCCCGAACCCUCGUGCAGUAGCAAGAGCAACAGCAACAACAACAGCAACGGCGGUGACAGCAGCAGCAAGACGCAGUACUGACUGCAAUGGGCUACUGACCUGUAACAUCACAGACAUGUACUCUCGGUUGAUGGUUGAUCAGCAGCAGCAGCAGCAACAAGACUCUGCUCUGACUGUAAUGGACCUGUGUCGUUGCAAACGUGCACUCUUAAAGCUUUACCGUAACUUCUUUGUUCGAGGUCAGUGAACGUACUGUAGGAGCACAGAUCAAUGUUCAGUGGCAUAGCAGAUGCAUCCUGCUUGUUUAGUGGUUUAUAUAUUCACACAUAAGUUGUCUGUGUACAUUGACGUACUGUUGAAUGCUCCACUUUGUUCACACCACUGUUAUGUUGUUGGCCACUAGAACAAAAGUAGGAAUGCCUAUUACAUCAAUUGAUCAUCAGCAAAGGAGUUCCUGUAAAGCAGUUAAGGUCUUUACAGAAAAUCUCCCUUUUCUGUAUUGGCAGAUGCCAUGCUGUUGUGUUGAGGGGGAUAGUGCCCUGCUGUUUUGGCAGGAAAGUUAAGUAGAGGAUAUUUGUCAUAGCGGUGCAGAGUGUCUGAGUGUGUAAUUGGCACCGAACUGUACUUGAACUUCCCCUUCCAAUUUGUGAAAGCUGUUCAGAAGGUUCUCAAAUUUAGGAGGGUUAUCUCCCUCGUUUUUUUCUUCCUAUUUUUUUUUCUUUUUCUAAUGACCGUUCUGUGCCAUGACUAGUUGCCAGAGAGUGCCCGCCGACUGACAUCCCUGCAGGAGGAGGAGGGGGGGAGGAGGAGGGGGGUGGGUGGUCCCCUGAGGGUCUCAGCGCCGAUAAACCGAUACUUGAACAGCCGCACUCCCCGGGCUUUCCCCUGCACACGGAGACUCACCGCCGGAGGAGAAUCAGAAGUGACUGAAACACUGCUAAGCCUUACGUACGUUAACGUGUCCGUCUGGGUUUCUGAGGUAGGACAGCCCGUGCUCCGCUCCGCUCCGCUCUGCCGGGGUGGGACGGACAUUGACGUCAGCGUCGGAGUACAGUAAUGGAACUCUUAAUAAUUACUGUAGUCAGAGCGCUGGUGCCUCCGCGGUGGAAAUGUUCGCUGACAGGACAGGGACGCCGAGCCUGCUCCACUGAGACAGAAAACUGACCUCAAUAUGUCGAGUUUGACACGGAAAUGUUCCAAAUGUGAACUUGCAGUGUGUGUUGUUUUUUCAGGGACUCUUCUGUCCAGUUACGUGUUUGUAUCUUUUGCUACCCGACUGUCUCACCUCACAUGUAAGAAAACUGUCUUUAGUCUUUACGUGUAUUGUUACAUUGGCACGGUGGCGGCUCCUACAUCAGUAGGAAGGGAUCCAGAGUGUUCCUGCAUGUGCUGUCUUGGAUAACUAAAUGGCUAUAACAUUAGGUUCUCAAUAAAC